Cyclocybe aegerita is the source of this 1986-nucleotide messenger RNA. The record is from the annotation of a GenBank genome assembly. Lineage: Eukaryota; Fungi; Basidiomycota; Agaricomycetes; Agaricales; Hemipholiotaceae.
AUGUCGUCAGAUGCAUGGGCUGACUUUGAGACUCUUCGGCAUGGCAUAAGGAACAACACGGUCGACAGAUUGAAACAGAUUUUAGCUGGGUUCAAUGACGAGUGUGGCACACAUUUUGCGAAGUCGGGGAAAAAGCAGGACCUCAUAGACCGGAUUGUUGUGAACAUGGACCAAUGGCAAGCCAAUAGUGCGGAGGAUAAAUGGUUGAAAGCGAAGGCAGUCAUCUAUCAAGUGCGGAAUACGGGAACAUAUACACACUCUCAUCGCAUUCCAGCAUUGACGGCCCCCAUCCCUACUUCCACAUCUCACUCGACGUACGAUCCUCCGAAAGCCAGCUCAUUUGCAACAACGCCUUAUUACGAUGUAUACGCGCCACCCCGAAGACCUGGAACUUCUGCACAGGCGCCAUCCGCAUCUACCUCGAGCGCUAAACCUCAAAUCAUCCGCUUCAAGGAGUCGCCUUUUUUCAUGGUUGACCAAAUAGUGAGCCAAGUGAUGGAGUGUCCGGAAUCCACAAGCGCGACGGACCGCCGGUCACAAAACAUCAACUGGAAUAUGUCUUCCGACGUUAUGGAGAAGCUGAAGGCACCUGGGAACAAGUAUCAACUGCGAUUAUUUAGCACAUCCUCUAUUUUCUUUGCCGGUACCAACACGUUCAGGACCAACCUCCUUCCGUGUCCGAUUGAAUUUCCCCCUACAUGUGAAGUCCGCGUGAACAACGUCCAAAUAACAGCGAAUCUCAAGGGGUUGAAGAAAAAACCCGGAACUGCUCCCCCACCAGAUAUCACCAAACUUUGUCGGAUAACGGGAUCGAAUAGGGUAGAAAUGGUGUAUGUGAAUAGCCAGCAACCCGUACAGUCCAAAAAAUACUACAUCGUUGUUAUCCUGGUUGAAACGACGACCAUCGACGCUCUCGUUGAAAAUCUCAAAACGCAACAUCGUCGCAGUGCCCAAGAUAUCCAACAGAAAAUGCGUCAAGCUCUUUCAGACGACGACGAUAUCAUUGCCGGGCCACAGAAGAUGUCUUUGAAGUGUCCUCUGACAUUCGUCCGGAUAUCUACGCCUUGUCGUUCAUUUAAAUGCGUUCAUCCUCAAUGUUUCGACGCGACUUCUUGGUUCACGAUGAUGGAGCAAACCACAACUUGGCUUUGUCCUGUAUGCGAGCGAAUACUGGAUCAUAGAGACCUUAUUCUCGACGGCUACUUCGAGGAGAUACUACAACAAACACCUGAGAGUGUAGAAGAUGUUAUGGUCGAAGCCGAUGGCCAAUGGCACACUACGGACAACAAGUAUGGAUCAGCCGAAUGGAAAGCCGCACAUACACCGCCGGUUCCCGUCAGGAAAGCACCACCGGAACCUGAAAUCGCUUCCCGAGUAGCAGCUACCCUCAAUGGCACUGGACAAACCAACGGGAAGGGAAAGGCACCCGACGUCGAAAUCUUCGUGCUCGAUUCUGACGAGGACGAAGAGGAGGGACGUGUGAAACGAGAACUGUCGCCGUCCUACGCAUCGUCUGCGAGGGAAUCCUUCGACGGCCACUUGCCCGGAACACGAAGCGACUCGCAAUCUAUAAGCGGGCAAGUUAUCGACCUAACAUUGGACAGCUCUGACGAGGACGACCAACCGGUCUCAGCGAAUGUGUAUGGUAAACGUAAAGCCGCAGACGCAGAACUUGAUAGCAUUGCGGUAGCCGAGCCUAUAUGGAAAAAGGGGAAGAUUGAUCCUUCGUCCCGAAUUCUGCCUGCUCCGCGAGGCGGCUUAGGCGUGGCACCGCUCCAAUUGCAUACACCGCCGUUGAGUAGCGGCACUCCGACGUCCGGCCCCCUUGGAAGUCGAUAUACGUCGUCCUUUCAGAAUAACACUCUUCCACCACCUACUGCCUUUUACAGCAGAGGCGGUCCGCCGAAUGCAUCGUUGCAACUCCCGCCUCUUCCCACCACAUUCACCCCGAGGUCAGCGUCGCAGAAUCCGCGCUGGCCCGCAUAG